UGUGUGCAUGCAUGUAUAUAUAUAGGGGUGUGUGCACACACAUGCACACACCUCUAUACACACAUAUGUGUGCAUGUGUUCUUAUGCACGUGCAGGUAAGCGUGUGCUUACAGGCGUGCAUGUAUGUGUGCGCAUGAACGUAUGUGCAUGUGCCGCUGCCCGUGUGCCUGUGUAGUAUGUGUACAGUACGUCUGUGAGCGUGUGCGCACGGGGCGGGGCCAGCGAGGCAGGCGCGGCGGCGCGGCCCGCUGCCGAGGCGGUGUCCAACGGGCGGGGGCGUUGCUAGGGAGCGGCGGGCCAAUAGGCGCGCGCGUUGCUGUUGCCGGGCGGCGCGGCGGACCGGGCCGAGGCGGGCCGGGCCGGGCCGGGCGGCGGAGCGGGGCGAUGAGCGGUGCCGCGGCAGCCCGGCAGCCAUGGAGAUCCGCUGCGGGGGGCUGCUCUUCAGCUCCCGCUUCGACUCGGGCAACCUAGCGCACGUGGAGCAGGUGGAGCCGCCCGGGGCGGGGGGGCCCGGCCCCGCGGCCUGGGGCGCUGCCCUCCCCGCCGCCGACUACGAGUUCAACGUCUGGACGCGGCCCGACUGCGCCCAGACCGAGUAUGAGAACGGUAACAGGUCCUGGUUCUACUUCAGUGUGCGGGGGGGAGCUCCGGGGAAGCUAAUCAAGCUGCACAUCCUGAAUAUGAACAAGCAGAGCCGGCUGUACUCCCAGGGCAUGUCCCCCUUCGUGCGGACCCUGCCCGUGCGGCCCCGCUGGGAGCGCAUCCGCGAGCGGCCCAGCUUCGAGAUGGUGGAGACGCAGUUUGUGCUGUCCUUCGUGCACCGCUUCCUGGAGCACCGCGGUGCCACCACCUACUUUGCCUUCUGCUACCCCUUCUCCUACACGGAGUGCCAGGAGAUGCUGGCUCAGCUGGAUGGCCGCUUCCAGGAGUGCAGGCACAUGUCUCCAAGCAGGCCAGCUGGGCCUCUUCCCUUAUUUUGCAGCCCCCUCGACUCUGUCUAUUACCACCGGGAGCUGCUCUGCCACUCCCUGGACAAGCUGCGAGUGGACCUGCUCACUGUCACCUCUUGCCAUGGCAUGCUGGAGAAGCGGGAGCCUCGGCUGGACAAGCUCUUCCCAGACACCACCACUCCCCGGCCGCGCUGCUUUGCAGGGAAAAGGGUGUUUUUCCUGAGCAGCAGAGUCCACCCAGGAGAAACACCCUCCAGCUUCGUCUUCAAUGGCUUCCUGGACUUCAUCCUGCGGGAGGAGGACCCCCGUGCCCAGAUGCUGCGUCGGAUGUUUGUCUUUAAGCUCAUUCCCAUGUUGAAUCCUGACGGGGUGGUGCGAGGCCACUAUCGAACUGACUCCCGUGGGGUAAACCUGAACCGCCAGUAUCUUAACCCCGAUGCUGAGCUGCAUCCUGCAGUGUAUGGGGCCAAAGCUGUCCUCCUCUACCACCAUGUUCACAGCCGCGUCCUGCCGGGCUCUCCCGACUGGAGAACAUAUGUCUCCCCACUCAGCACCAGCUCACUAAGCACAAAAUCUUCCAACCAUUCCAUCUGCAGCAGCACCUCGUCCCCAGAGGCAGCCCUGUUGGAGCUGGAGAAAGCAAAUAACCUCCACAACUCACCCAGCACCUGGCGUGCCAGCACCUACUUCAGCCCUUCUCAGGAAUCCCAGCUCUCAGGAGCACCUGCCAUCGAGCUGGGCAGAAAGGACCAAGCUGUCUGGAUCCUCCCUUCAAGCCACACCACGGAGCACUGUGAGGAGGAAGGCAGGAAGCCUCCACCGCCAGCACCUCUCCCUGAAACCAUCCUGCCCCAGGACAGUGGGCUGGCCUACUAUGUCGAUCUCCAUGGGCAUGCCUCCAAGCGCGGCUGCUUCAUGUACGGCAACAGUUUCAGUGACGAAAAUGAUCAGGUGGAGAACAUGCUGUUCCCCAAACUCAUCUCCUUGAACUCACCUCACUUUGACUUCACGGGCUGUAACUUCUCAGAGAAGAACAUGUAUGCCAAAGACAAGCGGGAUGGGCAGUCAAAGGAGGGCAGUGGGCGAGUGGCCAUAUACAAAGCCUUGGGGAUCAUCCACAGCUACACACUGGAGUGCAACUACAACACGGGACGCUCAGUGAACAGCAUCCCUGUGGCCUGCCAUGACAACGGGCGGGCCAGCCCACCGCCCCCUCCCGCCUUCCCCUCCAAAUACACUGUGGAGCUGUUUGAGCAGGUUGGGAGAGCCUUGGCCGUGGCAGCACUGGACAUGGCAGAGUGCAAUCCCUGGCCCCGGAUCGUCCUGUCGGAACACAGCUGCCUCAGCAACCUGCGAGCCUGGAUGCUGAAGCACGUGCGUGGCAUGAAGGACGCAGGCGGGGGCCCGCAUAGGAGAGGAGGUGCCAGGACCCCCCCCAGGAGCUCCACCGGGCUCCCCACCUCGGCCUCUGAUAAUGCCUUGUCCCGCAUGAGGAGCUUCAGCAACGGCACCAGCGGGAGCGGCAGCAGCCAGCAGGACUCGCCGCAGAUCAGAGCCUCCCCCAGUUUCACCUUCAGCUGCAGCAGGCCCUCAGCUCUGGCUGCUGCGAGCCAGAGUCCUCAGAAAGGCAGCACCAGAGCCCCGGCACCAGGCAGAGGGACCCUGCCAGCAGGCACCCAGGCAGCACCGAGCACCAGCAACAGCCACAGACCGCGGGAGGCCCAGCGUGGUGCAGGAGAGCAAGCGGCUGCCCAUGGCACAGCACUGCUGCAGGUGCUCCCAAAGAAGCUGGAUGCCAAGAGAGCCCUGGAGCAGCCCGGCCCGCGGGGACCCCCGCUGCGCCCCAGCAGGAUCCCUGUGCGAAGGAAAGGGGCAGCGACCAGUCAGAGCCUGCCAGGACCCCUCACCAACAGUGCUGCAGCCCACCGGACCAGGAAGCCCAGCCAUGGCAGGCCCCGGGCUGUGGAGACUCUGCCAGGGCUCUGCCAGGAGGCCCCCACACCCCCCGGGGGGGUGCAGAGUGCCAAGGGACUCUUCCUGUGCAGGGGCAAGGGCCUGCACCCCCAGGUACAGCCCCACAGCAUUGGGGGGCUGCGAUGCGGGCAGGGGGACCCCAGCCCUUCUCUGCCCCAUGCUGGCAGGGCCUGGGCAGGGGCCACAGCACUGGGGAGGGGGCUCUGGCCACUCUGCCCCACCCCAAGUGGCCUCUCUCCACCCCAGUCUCCCCCACCACAGCACCCAGCAGGCCCACCCGCAGGCCCCCCCUCGCUCAGUUCCUACCGGCAGCUCCUCUCCUUCUGCGCUGAGGCCUGACCGCAGCCACCAGCACCAGCCCUGUGACGCCAGCACCCCAGCGUGGGGCAGGGCUGGGGCACCCCCGCAGCCACUGUGGUCCCUGUCCAGACCAAAGCCGCACACUGCCGAGCCCGGGCUGCGGCACCACGGGGGACCCCGGGCCCACUCUGCCGCUCACCCCUGGACUCCAGGCACAGCCCAACACGGUGCCUACACCUGGCUGUGGCUGUCACCGCGCUCACCACACCGGCGGGGCAGAAGCACCCG
Molecule: messenger RNA, 3512 nt
Organism: Falco peregrinus (peregrine falcon)
Lineage: Eukaryota; Metazoa; Chordata; Aves; Falconiformes; Falconidae
Gene: AGBL5
Product: AGBL carboxypeptidase 5
Exons: 14
Coding region: 414-3263 (949 amino acids)
Biological process (GO): protein deglutamylation; proteolysis
Molecular function (GO): metallocarboxypeptidase activity; zinc ion binding
Source: RefSeq, a predicted model, not a curated record